Molecule: messenger RNA, 759 nt
Organism: Ilyonectria robusta
Lineage: Eukaryota; Fungi; Ascomycota; Sordariomycetes; Hypocreales; Nectriaceae
Exons: 1
Coding region: 1-759 (252 amino acids)
Source: RefSeq, a predicted model, not a curated record
AUGAGAGAGGCUGAUCAGUUUCCUGAUAUUCCGUGGGACGAUAUUGACGCUAUAUUCAAAACCCGGCUUGAUAAGCAAACGUACGAUAUACAUUGGAUCGCCGAUGCCCUCCGGCCUGAUACAACAGGCCCAAAUUCGAAACUGCCACCUAGCGUCUUUGCGCGCGUACAAGAGUAUUUGCGGAAACAGCUGAAAAACGACAACGAAUAUCACCGUGCCAUUUCCGAAUUCACACACUUCCGAAUGCGUACAGGUGGCCCAGACGGCUUAUUUAAUAAGCACAGCGCUGUAUACGACGAUGGCUUCAAGCCAGCAAUGGCGUGGCAGUGCCUCCUCAACCAGGGCUCGAUGCUGGCUAGAGUAGCUGUGAAGGUAAUGAACACGCUUGCGAACUCUGUACCCUCAGAACGAAGUUUCUCUGCUAUUAGUUUCAUACAUACGAAAGCUCGGAAUCGGCUUACGCCCAUGCACGCUGAUAUGCAGGCCUUCAUUUUUAUGAACGACCGCGUAUUAGAUCGCCUUAAGGAUCAGAAGUACGCCCAUAAAAAGCGCUGGGCGGAUCUUGAGGAGAAGGACUGGCUAGAACUCGAAGAUUCAUAUCUCGAGUUAUUUGUGAAUGCGCAGGGCAAGAAGGUCUGGAUGGAUGACGUAAUGGCCUCUACCAAUGGAGAUUUUGAGUGGGAGGGUGUAUUACAGUCGACGGGUGAUAUAUUGAGGGUUGGCACUGAGGUGGAAUCUGAGGUGGAAUCAGAGGUUUGA